Molecule: messenger RNA, 2093 nt
Organism: Manduca sexta (tobacco hornworm)
Lineage: Eukaryota; Metazoa; Arthropoda; Insecta; Lepidoptera; Sphingidae
Product: ubiquitin-like protein 4A
Exons: 2
Coding region: 192-647 (151 amino acids)
Biological process (GO): post-translational protein targeting to endoplasmic reticulum membrane
Molecular function (GO): protein binding
Source: RefSeq, a predicted model, not a curated record
UUAUUUUUUACUUAUGUCAGUGUUGUCAAAAAUUACAUGUCGACAGUCGAUGAAAUAGCGUCAUGCAUUUCAAAAGAUAAAGUUAUUCAUACCAUAUUUAUAUUUUGAAUAUAGGUUACCAGUGGUCCGUUUUGUUGAUAAAAUAUUAAAGUGGUUUUAAUGAUAACGUUAUAAAAUUAAAUAUAUACAAAAUGAAAAUCACAGUAAAGAAACUACAAGGAGGCGAGUGCAUUCUCGAGGUGCUUCCUGCGUCGAGUAUAUUGGACAUUAAAAAGCAAAUCGCCGAGAAAUUGGAUAUUCCCGUCGAAGAACAAAAGCUGCUUCUACUGGGACGGACGUUAGUCGACGAACAAACAGUACAGUCGUACCCUACUAUAAAAGACGGCACUAAACUCAAUUUGGUUGUUAAAAAACCGGAAGGACUUUACGAUGCGUCAGUGAAAUAUUUUAGAAAAUUGGGAAUGACAGACCUUGAGGCAGUGAACACGGCGAAUCGAUUGAUGAAGAUAGUUCAGGAUAAGUUUAACAGGUUGUCUUGGGACGACAUUGACAGGUUGUCACUGGACUGCCUGUUGGACGAGACAGGGCAGGCUCGACCGCCUGCUACUGACACUGAACAUGACAGUGAGGAGGCAUUUAACUUGUGACCGCAACACUACACUUUUUAAUCAAUAUUGAUGAAACACAUUUAGAUUUUCCCUCCGAGUGAAGCAAUUUUCAAACUUGUUUUAAGUACAUUAGCGUCUGAUUAUUCAAAUCUACAGAAUCAAUGGAAGUUAAUAUCUUAUUUUGUAAAUAAUUAAUAAAAAACAUUACAAAUAUUAUAUGCCACAUAUUAUAAAACAUCAUGAAAAUAAUGUGACUUAUAAACAACAUUUAUAUAGAUAAUGAAGCAGAAAUUAAUCAUACUUUGCUUAACUCAUAGAAAAUAUAGAUUUAUUAGAAAUAGCUAGUUAUCUCUCUCUCCCUUGUAUUCUUAUAUUGGUGGGGAUCUCAAUGUGGCAAUUGCUCUUUUACUGGUCAUCUAAUUUUACAAUGUGUAAAAUUAGCAUAAAUUUAAGAAACAAUCAUUGCAACUUACCCCUUCUCAAGAUAUGUAAUAAGUUAUUUAUUUUUAAGUGGAUUUUUGUAAUCUUAAAAAACUAAAAUUGUUUUUGUUUUUUACAAUAUACAUUAUUUUGUCGCCCAUAUUAUCCUAUAGCUUGAUUCUUGUAAAGACCAUCACAACACAAAAUAUUAUUAUUUCUGUAAAUAAUUUUACCAUUCUACUUAUUAGAUUCGAGCAUCUAAAUAGUUGUAAUACUACCAUUAAAACUAAACAGUUUCAUUGACUUUAUGAUGCAAUAUUAUGUAAUAUGUUUAUGAACCCUGUAAGCAAAUUCAGUUGUAAUUUUUCCAUUUUUGUGUAUGUUGUGUAUGGCAAUAUAAUAAUAAUAUGUUCUAACUAACAUGUAAAAACCCUAGCAUUAGUUAUAAAAAUAACUUUUUUUUUAUUCGUCAUGUAGUUAUUUACAUAAAUUGGGACUUGUUAAAUUCUACUAUUAAUUUUUAAAAAGUAUAUUUAUGUUACUGCCCCUACACAAUUCCACCUAGGGGCUCCUCCUUAUGCAACGGGGCUAAUACACCCAAAGUGCACAAGACUCUCUUGGCACAUUGUGUGACCAUUCACCUGAUUUGACAUUCAUCUUGGGUUGUUUGCCUGGAAACCCCACUUAGUCACCUCUAACGACAAAGACGAAUAUCAUGGCGGAAUUCAUUAAAUAACCCCAAUCCACAGGGCACAUGAUCCGAACUUACACCACCCUACUGGUUGUUUAAAUGUAGUACAACAAUAAGAUCAUAUACAGCUAUGAUGACCUAUAUGGUGUAAUGAUUUCCAAAAGUAAUCAAAGCUUAUUCUUGUUUUAAAAUGCAACCUAGUAUAAUUAAGUAGUUAUCCAGCCCCUAAAGGUGACUGCAUACUUGCCACCAUUGUCAAUGUGUCAAAAAUCUGCCAGUCAUAUGCUGACAAAUAUGCAACCACAUUAAUUGAAUUAAAAUCAUUGGUUGUCUGUAAAUAUUGCUUGCAUAUGUAAAUAAAACAAUGAAGUACA